This is a messenger RNA of Betta splendens (Siamese fighting fish), 5752 nucleotides long. RefSeq names its product periplakin (gene ppl). Gene Ontology annotation, cellular component: cytoskeleton; intermediate filament; membrane. The record is from RefSeq and is a predicted model, not a curated record. The transcript is spliced from 21 exons. Bases 93 to 5480 code for a protein of 1795 amino acids. NCBI's taxonomy places the organism in Eukaryota, Metazoa, Chordata, Actinopteri, Anabantiformes, Osphronemidae. Gene Ontology annotation, molecular function: structural molecule activity; cadherin binding. Gene Ontology annotation, biological process: intermediate filament cytoskeleton organization; wound healing.
AGCAGCGGGGUCGAGGACAGCACCGAGGCGCGAUUCACCUGCUCCGCUUAGAUUGUUUCAUGUCAGAAGCUCGCUUUUGCUGACCUGGCAACAUGUUCAAGAAAAAGAGCAAGUCCACCGCGAUAACGCCGCAAACAUCAGCUUCCAGCACUCCUUCCACAGAACUCAGUGUUCUGAUAGAGAAGCUGCAGAAGAAUGCUGAUAAAGUGGAGAAGAACAUUUAUGAUGUUGAGCAAAACCUCAAUAAGGAUGUGAAUAAGAUCAAUGAGGGGAAGCAGCCGUUGUAUCAGGAUGACACCAACAAGAGAAUCCUCAAUUCUCUGGAUCUGCUGGUCGGUUUGGAUGACGACGCAGUCAAUGCCAAGCGCCUCGGACAUCCACAGGCCGAGAUGAUAGAAAAGGACAUGAAGCAGCUGCGCCACCGAGUGACAAAGCUGAGAGACGACCAUGAGCGGAUCUACCACCUGGUCCGUACGGAGGGGACGCCCACGAUCAACUGGGGCAACAUGAUGGAUGAGAAGCAGAGCAACUUAGACAACAAGGGCUUUGGCCAAGACCUGCCGUCUGUGGAGAAGGAGGUGGAGGAGCACAACAUUUUCCACAGCGAGGUGGAGGCUCUGGCGAGUCACAUACCCACCAGUGGUGACAAGGAAUACGUCAGUAGUCUUCAGAAGCAAUACAAUAAACUGCUGGCCAGUUCCAGCGCCCGUCAGCAUGACCUGCAGACCUUACGGGACUACAUGCAGUCCUGCACCAAUGAGCUGUACUGGAUGGACCAGCAGGCCGACGAGAGGAUCAACUACGACUGGAGCGACACCAACCUGGACUACCCGGCCCGCCAGAGGCAGUACGAGAACUUUAUCGGUAAAUGCCUGGAGUCCAAGGAAGCCACCAUCACUAGUCUUAACGAGGGCGGGGAGAAGCUCAUUGCCGCCAACCAUCCAGGAACGAAUGUUAUUGAGGCUCACAUGGAGGCCGUCCAUGCAGACUGGAAGGAGUACCUGAACCUGCUCAUCUGUGAGGAAAACCACCUGAAACAAAUGGAUGAGUACCAUAAGUUCUACAAGGAGGCCCGUGACACUCAGGACCUGCUGAAACAGCUGGAUAUGGACAUCAACCAGAAGUACAGUCCAGAGUACAAGGACGUGUAUCAGACCGAGGGUCUCAUCAGGGAGCUGGAUGACCAGGCCAAAGCUGUGGACAACUUUGACGAUCGCGUCAAGGCUCUCCAGAAGCGCAGUCUGCAGGUUCUGCCUCUCAAGUACCGCAGAGAAACGCCCCAGAAGCUGCUGCCCGUUGAAGCUCUGUGUGAGUUUGACACAGACGAGGUACGUAUCUCUGAGACCACCUGCCAGUACUAUGAUAUGUACAAAACAUGCUAUAAGCUAAUGUCGUAUGAUCUGAACCAUGGCUUCUGGGAUCAACCACAGGGGCAGAUUCUGCGUGGGGAGCGGUACACUCUGCUCCGCAACAACGGGCCCAAAUGGGAUGUGAAGGACGCCGCCGGACGAAAGAUCACUGCCCCAGCGAUCUGCUUCUUCAUUCCUCCCACUGACCCCGAGGCCGUGGCCAUGGCCGACAGCGUAGCCAACCAGCAGAAGGUGGUCAAGCAGAAGAUGGGCAGCAGCAAGGCAGCGCUGGUGAAACAAUACGAUGUCCUGAAGAAGGAGAGCGGGACUGGUUCAGCAACAGACAAGGGGGAACAACAGUGUCGCCAGCUGAUGGCAGGUCUGGACAAGGUUGUCAGUGACCUGGACAAACAGGAGAAAGCCAUUUAUGCCAACGUGCGCCCCCCACUGGAGCAGAACCGGCCACUGCAAGACAGCAAGGACCGUCUGCAGGACAUGAGGGACAUUGCCGCUGCUGUCAAGAAGAUCGAACCAGAAAAGGCCUCUAAGGUGCAAGAAGCAAACAACUUCUUGGCUUCGAACUCAAAGUGUGCAAGUGCUCCUCAGCUUUACAGCAAGGUGGACGAAGCCAACAAGAAGUACAGCAAGGUGGAGCAGCUCCUUCAGUGCUCCCAGGAGAAACUAAAAAAUUCCAGCGAGCUGGAAGCGUCUCUGCAAAAUGGGAAGACUGUUCUUUCUGCCUACGAAAAUAAACUGGCGAGGGAAGAGGUGGCACCUGCUGAUUUAACCUCGCUGGAGAAGACACAGCGGGAGCUCGCAGACAUUGCCACAGACCUGAGGUCAAAAAGGUCGGUGAUCACUGAGAUGGAACAGAACCUGCGUGCGUCCAAAAGCAGCUGCGAUAGCAUGGUGAGCAAGUUCCAAGAGCACUGCCCCGACAUCGACAGGCAGGAGGCUGAGGUCCAGAAGCUGAACCAGCGCUUCAACAACAUCAACAAGCAGCUCGACAGCAGGUCCCAAAGUCUGCAGAGAGCCAAGAUGUCGUACACCAACUACCGGAGCGACUACGACAACCUGAACAGCUGGCUGUCACGUGUCCCGAACUAUGAGCCGCGUGAAACCGAUGAUGUGAGACAAGUGGAGACCAAACUCAGGAAUCAGAGGAACCUGCUCUCUGAUAUCACAAGAAAGCAGUCCGAACUAAAUAAUGUCUCAAAAAAUGCUCAGCAGUACCAACAAGCCGUCAAAGACUAUGAGACGGAGACUGAUAAGUUCAGGUACAUGCUUGACCUUGAGGACGGCAUUGUUCCUCAGCCUUAUAAAAAGGCGGGCCGACUGGAAUCACCUGCAGCCAUAGUAAAGGCAGAGGAAGCUGCUAUUGAGUCCAAGUUUACUGAAGUGAAUGCUGUAAACAAGCAAAGGUUACAGAAUCUUGAGUUUGCAGAUAGUCUUCUCAGACAGCAACCUGAGGUGCCUGUUAUCCAGGCAGCAAAUGUCAAGUUAAAUGCGGCUGCACCAGGAGAAGAGCCGUGGAGAAUCAGAAAGCAGCUGGAAGAUGAGAUCCAGAGGAGAGAGCAGAUACAAAAAGAAACUCAGAAUGUCCAGAGUGAAAUCUAUAUCCUCGAAGGACAGAAGCCCCAGGACACAAUCGUUAAAAAGGAGCUGAUCAAAAAGGUCCCUGACCCCCAGCUGGAUGAGGAGGUCCAUAAGGUCCAGCAGAAACUGUCAGAGGAGCGUCGCACCACCCACGUCCUAGAGAAUGACCUGGAAGUACUGAAGGUCAAGCUGCGUGGUAUCGAGACUGAAGUCAAGGAAGGGGCACAGCAGUAUACAGUGAAGGAGGUCCUGCGCAUAGAAAGAGACCGUGGUCAGGAGGAGGAGCUGCGGAAGCUCCGGGAGGAACUGGAUGAGAUCAGAAGGCAUAAGUUGGUGAAAGAUAAUGAGCUCAUUCAGAUUCAGAAGCAGGUGACUCUUCUGGCUGAAGAGAAGAGCAGGGAGCAGGAGGUGAUCACCGAGGAGGAGGUGAUCAAAGUCCAGAAUGACCCGCAGCUGGAGACGCAGUACCACCUGCUCCUGGACAGGAAGCAGAAGGAAAUCGAUAGUCGAAAGCAUCUGGAGGAUGAGCUGAACUUUCUUCAGGAUAAACUGCGACGGCUGGAAAAGGAGAAAGCUAUGGCGGAGGAGAAGAUCUCCAUCAAGGAGGUGCUUCAGGUGGAGAAGGAUGUGACGUUGGAAAGGGAGGUCCAAAAUCUGAGAAGACAAUAUGAAGAUGAGAAAGCCAAACGGAGGUCAUCGCAGAGAGAGAAGGCUGACCUCCAGAGGAAAAUCACAAGCCUGGAGGAGGAGAAGUCCAAGGUUAUUAUUCAGGAGAAGGUUCGGGAAAUCGUCCGUCCCGACCCCAAGGCUGAAAACGAAGCGGCUAAUCUCCGACUCGAACUUGUGGAGCAACAGAGGCGCUUUAGAGACGCGGAGCUCCAGCUUAGAUCUCUGCAAGACGAGCUGACCAUGCUGAGGAACAGAGGGCCUCAGGUGGAGGUCAAGGAGAUCAUCAAAGAAGUCAUCAAAUAUAAGACCGAUCCACAAACCGAACGGGAACUCGAGAGGCUUCGCAAUGAAAUAGUGGACAAAACCCACCUGACUGAGAAAUCAGAGCUGGAAAUCCGUCAACUGAACGAUGAAAUACAAAGGUGGAAGGAUACCAAACCCCAAGUUCAGACAAAGGAGGUUGUCAAUGAAGUGAUGCAGUACAGAGAAGACCCCAAAACCAAGGAGGAGAUCGAGACUCUCAAAAGGAAACUGGCCGAUGAACAGAAGAAACGUCUUGACCUUGAAAGCGAAAGGUUGGCCCACGAGGAGAAGAUCCGACUGAGGAGGUUAGAUCUGUCCCAGGUCCGUGAAAAGAUUGUUCAGCAAGAAGUGGUCAAGAUGGAACAAGACCCUCUCCUCAAGUCCGAGUGCGACACCUUCGAGCAAAACAUCAGCAAGGAGCAGAAACAAAAGGAGAGUCUGAAAUUAGAGCUGGUCCAACUGCAGCGGCAGAAGACGGAGUUGGACCUGCAGCUGGAGGAACUGGAGCGCGAGCGCAAGGCGAGGCGCGACGCGGAGCUGGAGAUCCAAAGGCUCCGCGUGCGACUCAACGAGCUGGAGAUCCGCGACAGAGAGAACCGCGAGAAGGUGACGGUCAAGCAGAAGGUGGUGCUGCAGCAGGACCCCCAGCAGGAGAAGGAACAUUCCAUCCUCAGGCUCCAGCUCGAGGAGGAGCGGCACAGGCGAACGCUGCUUGAGAAGGAGCUCAACGUCCUCAUCCAGCAGCAGCUCACCUUGGAGAAGGUCGACGUCAAGGAAAGAGUCGUCCGCACCGAGAAGGUCCAGGUUGAAAGAGACCCCGAGGCGGAGAUUGAAAUCGAUAACCUGCGGAGGACACUGGAGGAGGAGAAGCGAAGGCGGAGGGAACUUGACCAGGAGCUCAUCUCCCUCAAGACGAGGCUCUCGGACACAGAGUUUUCCCACACCAAGUCUUCUAAAGAACUGGACUACAUCCGCGAUGAAAGCAACCGCCUCCAGCAGGAGAACCAAAGGCUGCAGAACGAGAUCCGCAAGCUUCGCUCGGAGAUCGAGAUCACGAGCAAAGAGACCCGGCUCAUCACCGAGUCGGCGCCGAGGGAGAGCGGCAAGAACCUGGAGUUGAGGCUGGACUCUCUGCAGAAGGAGCUUUCGGAGCUCAGGAGCAUAACCCAGCAGAAGGACGGGGAAAUUGAGAAGCUUCAGAAGAGUCUGACAGCAGUGAGGAUGAAGAGGGAGCAGAGGGAGAGCCACCUCCGCAGGUCUAUCGUCGUCAUCGACCCAGAGACGGGCAAAGAGAUGCGCCCAGAAGAAGCUUACAAGCUGGGGCUGAUCGACUGGAAGAUGUUUGUGAACCUGCAGAGCCAGGAGUGUGACUGGGAGGAGAUCUCGGUGAAGGGCCCCAAGGGAGAAUCCUCAGUCCUACACGACAGGAAGUCUGGGAAGAAGUUCUCCAUUGAUGACGCUCUGCGUCUUGGGAACAUCACCCAACGCCAGCUGCAGCAGUAUAUCAACAAGGAAAUCUCCAUUCAGGAGUUUGGUGUAAUGGUGUCAGGAAAGAACAAGUAACUAAGGAAGCAGUCUGGUUUAGUUCUUUCAUUAUACUUCUUGUCUGAUUAAAUGCUACGGGGAGGCAGAUUUUGACUUUUAUAUUUUAUUUUUCUCCUUUUGUUUUCCUGGCAUGACCAUGAAUUGAUAUUAGCCUAAAUGAUAUGUCUGCUUAGCUGAGCUUUGACUUCUUGGGUACCAGGGCUGAAAACAUGUUAAAAUGUCAUUUAUUUCAUUUCCUUGUUAGGAUGUGUGCUCUGCAACCUCAAUAAAUGAACCAACAAACUAAGAAA